AGCGAUGUGCCUGCCGUGCCGGGUCGAAGUUUCGGACGUCUUCGUGCCACCUCUCGGUUCCGCUCGGGCUCCGUAGCGCCGAGCGGCCGUGCCGCGCAUGCGCAGCAGAGGGGUGGGGCGUAGCGCCGUUCCCGGAAGGGCCGCGCCGAGCCAUGCUGGCCCUCGCCGGCUUCCGUCAGAGGCUGGCGGCGCCGCUACGGGGCCGCGGCGGGGCCAUGCCCCGGAAGGUGCGGGCGGGACGGCCGGGACCGACGCCCAGCGCUUCAUGCCGACGGUCCCGACGCCCGUUUCUCUCUUUCAGGGAAAGGCGGCCGGGAAGGAGCCCGCCGAGCCCGGCGCCGCCGCGGGGCCGGUGUUGGCAGCGAGCGACGGCGGCGUCAGGGUGUCGGUGCGCGCCAAGCCCGGCUCCCGCUGCAGCGCCGUGACAGAUGUGACAGCCGAGGCGGUAGGUGUGGCUAUUGCUGCACCGCCCUCAGAAGGGGAGGCGAACGCGGAGCUGUGCCGCUACCUCUCCAAGGUGCUACAGGUGAAGAAGAGUGACGUUAUUUUAGAGAAGGGUGGUAAAUCCCGUGAUAAAGUGGUGAAGAUUUUGGUAUCGCUGACACCAGAUGAAGUAUUAGAAAAACUGAAAAAAGAAGCUUCCACUUGACCUAAAACAGGAGCGGAAAAUGGAACAAUGUUAUGCAUCUUGGUGAACAGAAUGAUGGCUUUUUCUUAUGUAAAUUGGUCCUUCUGGGAAUUUGGAUGCUGGCUGGGAAAAGAUAUGCUCCUCUGCCUCCCUCUUUCUUUGUUAAAGGGACUGGUGUAUAGCUGAACUGUUCGUGUAGGUUUGGUAGGAAAAGUGGUGUUUACUGAGACUCUGUGUCUGCUUCUGUCAGUAACACUUGUCCUCUUCCCUGUUCUCUCAGGGUUUCUGAAUGCAGCAAAAUUUGGUUCAUAAAGCAGAAGGCUUGGAGUGAUGGACUUCAAAGCAUCAGUACAACAUGAAGCUCAAAACAAUCGGUCUGCGUGGUACAGACCCUAGAAGUGUUCUCUUUAAUAUCUGGUGGCAGGUGUUGGGUGCAGCUCCACACUAUGCUAAAUAUGUAUAUCUAAAAUUAAUGUAUUUAAAGCUAAUAUAUAUACUGUGGUUGGUCAUCACACAGGCAAGCUAAAACCAGAAUUACUUGUGUAGCUGAAUCAAAAUCAGAACUUCACAGUACAAAAAAAAAAUGACCCAGAAUCUAAUAACUGCAUACAUUGUGGCACUUUGUAGUAGUCUGUAAUUAGUUACCUGAAAAGCAGAGCUAUAAUUGUGGUAGCUCUACAAAAUGUAUCUCAAAUGUAAUGACUUUUUAAUAAAAGGGCAAAAAAAUGUUA
This is a messenger RNA of Phasianus colchicus (ring-necked pheasant), 1359 nucleotides long. The record is from RefSeq and is a predicted model, not a curated record. NCBI's taxonomy places the organism in Eukaryota, Metazoa, Chordata, Aves, Galliformes, Phasianidae.